Molecule: messenger RNA, 1891 nt
Organism: Drosophila biarmipes
Lineage: Eukaryota; Metazoa; Arthropoda; Insecta; Diptera; Drosophilidae
Product: serine/threonine-protein phosphatase 4 catalytic subunit
Exons: 2
Coding region: 776-1705 (309 amino acids)
Biological process (GO): peptidyl-serine dephosphorylation; double-strand break repair via homologous recombination
Cellular component (GO): nucleus; cytoplasm
Molecular function (GO): protein serine/threonine phosphatase activity
Source: RefSeq, a predicted model, not a curated record
AUUAAAUAAGUGCGUGGUGUCGUUGCAUUCGGCGGAUUAUAUAAGGAUUCGAGCUGCAUCGAUUUUCCGCUGGCCAUGGCCCGAGUCGUCGAGAGCAAUCGAUGAUCUUCUGCUUUCCUCUGCUCGGCCAAGUGCCCCAGUGGGUGUGCAUUGGCUUGUCGGCCAACAGUGAUGGGAAGCAGCGAGGCACAUUCCUCAGAGUUGCUCCCUCUUGAGAUCCUGAAAUAUUCCCCUUGCAAGCUAGGUACCUAUUUUCCAGAAAAGUAACAGUUGUUUAAUAUUCGUUAUGAUUCGUUAUAUCUUUAUAAUCAACGGUUGUAACUUAUACUAACUUUCUAGGAAAAACAAAAGUAUUUUGUUAUUAACAAUAUCUGAGAUGCUAAUCCCUAAAUGCGAAAUCGGUACCUAUUUUCCUAAAAUGUAUCUUAUGGCUAGUACUCCUUUCUAAUAAUUAUCGAGGGUUGUUAUUGCUUAUAUAUUCUCAUGUUACUGAUGAGCAAUCGUUGGUACAAAAAGUAUGCCUGCUUUCCACUUGUACAUUUUUUAGGUACAUUCGAUUUGGAAACAAAAUAGUUUGAUUUAAAUUCGAAUAAGUGAGUCCCAGUUGCCCCUGCUUAAUCCUUCAAUACACAAUUCAACAAAAAUGUACCUUAUUUUACCUGCAAUAUAAAUAGGCCCAUGUAGUAUAAUAGAAAUAGUUUCUUUCCCAUCACUGUUGGCCAGUGACGUCGCCGGUUUAAGAAUAGCCAUGAUGUCCGCCUGGUGACCUGAGGAGAUGGCGAGCGACGCGGACCGUCUGGUGGCCAAUCUGCGCCGGGUGCCCGUGCGUCUGCCCAAGGAGUUGGAGGUGCGCCAGCUGUGCCGAUCCCUGGGCGACCUGCUCGCCGGCGAGGCCAACCUGCUGAGCCUGCAGAGCCCGCAGAUCGUGUGCGGCGACAUCCACGGGCAGUUCCAGGAUCUGCUGCACCUUCUGGAUGUGGGCGGGCCGGUGCAGCAGCAUCGCUACCUGUUCCUGGGCGACCUCGUGGACCGGGGCAAGAACAGCGUGGAGACCUUUCUGCUGCUGGCCGCCCUCAAGGUCCGACAUCCCGGCCAGGUGAGCCUGUUGAGGGGCAACCACGAGUGCCGCAGCGCCACCCGAUCCUACGGAUUCUACGAGGAGUGCCUGGCCCAGUACGGCUCGGCGAAUGUCUGGCGGAUGUGCUGCCGCGUCUUCGAUCUCCUGCCCCUGGCGGCGCUCAUUGACGGGAAAAUAUUCUGCGUUCAUGGCGGCCUUUCGCCGGAAAUCCAACAGCUGGAUGAGUUCCGUAAGCUGGACCGCUGCCACGAGAUCCCCGAGAGCGGCUGCAUAGCGGACCUCCUGUGGAGCGAUCCCCAGGAGGCACCUGGAUGGGCUGCCUCGCCGCGGGGCCAUGGAAAACUCUUUGGCGGCGAUGUGGUGGAGGAGUUCAGCCGGCGAAACGGAGUAUCCCUCAUAUGCCGCGCUCACCAGCUGGCCCAGGACGGCUUUCGGUGGCAUUUCGGCCAGCAGCUUGUGACCAUCUGGUCGGCGCCCAACUACUGCUACCGCUGCGGCAACAAGGCGGCCGUUCUGCGCGUGACUUCUGGCGGGGACUACGAUUUCGAGGUGUUCGAGGCGCAGGCGCUGCACAUCAAGCCGCAGCCGAGGCGACCGAAAAAGCGGUGUCGUCAGUUUUUCCUAUGAUGCAAUCUCAAUCUCCCCGUGAAUCGCGUCCCGAGAUAAAAUGCAAUGUCAAGUUCACAGAGCGGGAGAAUCAGCUGUUCUACCUAGUCACACACCCACCAGCACUCUUAGGCCAUAACUCUUUCAUUCCACCUUACUCUUAGUACCGUAAUCAAUAAAAUAACACCCAUGUUAACUUAUAAAAUA